Prinia subflava (tawny-flanked prinia) is the source of this 1687-nucleotide messenger RNA. RefSeq names its product filaggrin-2-like. The coding region runs from base 1 to 903 and encodes 300 amino acids. The transcript has 5 exons. The record is from RefSeq and is a predicted model, not a curated record. NCBI's taxonomy places the organism in Eukaryota, Metazoa, Chordata, Aves, Passeriformes, Cisticolidae.
AUGCGCGCUCACCCCGCAUCCCGGGCCGCGGGGGGACAAAGCCGGCACCGGGGAUGUGUCAGGCGUGUCCCGGGCCAGACCCGGGCCGGGAGCUCGGCCGAGCGCGAUGCCAGCAUCCCCGACCAUUUUGCGCAGCCCGCUCGGGGCCAGCGCUCCGGGCUAAGUUUAGCGGGGCGGCCGCGCACGCCGCGGCUCUCGGGCAGCGCCGAGCCCCCCGCGGGGCAGCCCGCGGGCUCCUUCCCAUCGCUCUCCCGGCGGCCCCGCGCUCCGGCAGCGCCCGGCUUCCUCCCGGCACGGGGAGAGGCAGGUGGAUGUCGGGAGGAGGGCGAGGAAGGGACGGGAGGCAGGAGCCGCCGCGGGCAGCAGGGUGCCGGCAGCAGUCUGUCAGGCUGUCCCCUCGGCAAGGAUAAAAGACACUGCCCACCGGCCUCGCCGCUGCCGCCCGAAACAACUUUGUCUCCUUCCAGCCGCUGGGAAAGCUCCUCUCUUUCCUUCUUCUUCACCUUAGAAUCCCAGAACGACCAAAACGACGGCAAACACCCGGGAAAGAGCAGGCACAAGGAAAGAAACGAGCGAGAGAAAAGAGUUUUGCUGAGGCAUCAUUACUAUGGGGAACCUGCUGGCACUGCUGGGCAUGCAGGACAACUUGCACACCAAAAUUCAAACUCCCGUCCGUCACCUCUGACAACUUAUGAAUCCCUGUGCCAGAAACCCUUGGAAGACAGCAUGAGAAAGAGGAUUAUCUGCAUGGUUCCUUACAUUCUUGGUGGCUGUCUCUUCAACCAAAGUGCCUUUGGAAAAGCACAUGGCUAUCACUCACUAAGUAGUUUGGGUGGUUGGUGUUUUAGGAAGCAGGCAACUCAGAAUAAAUUGGGGGGACGGGCUCUGUUCUGUCAAUAUUGACCAAGAGCCACCUUAAUGAAAGCCCUCAUGUUAAGGAGUUGAGAGCUGUCUCAUGAGAAAGUCUUGUUGGCACUUUUACUGACAGUCUUGUCCUGUGUGAGGGAGUGCAGAGCAUGCAGGGGAAAGAGAAGCCCAAGCUCCAUGAGAGAGACAAAAGAUCAAAAGCAGUGAAGAAAUUAUGGUAAAGCAAUUAACAUUGGCAUGUUCACUAUUUUGCCCGUGUCCCUUUUCCAGUAGCUGAAAAGCAGUUUUGCCCUUCUGUCUCAAUAAAGCAGUGGCCCCAAAGAUGCCUUUCCCAAGCCCCAAAGGUGCCCACAACAUUAAAAAUCUGCUCAAUUAACUGCUGGUUAAUGGAGCUAGAACUGACCCAUUUUGACAAAGGGGAUCAGAGAGCGUGCCAGAGAAACUGGAGGUGACGGCCAGUGCCCCAGCUCUUUCAUUCCAGAGAAUUGCAGGAACAAAUAGUUCCAGCAUGGUUAUCCUCACAAAGAGAAGUGGGGAGCAGCAGAGAGAGGUGCGUGGUGAGGAGGAAAGACAUUUUAAUUCUCUCUUCCCUUUUGUCAUCUCUGCUCAGUAACACAUUAUGUAACAGGUUUGGGUUUUGUUUAAAUUGAGACUGUGAAAGUUUCCUGACUGUGAAACUGUGACAGUAAGAAGUACUUGUGAUCUUUUGAAAAUAUUUUUCUUUCUAGCUGAAAAAAAAGAUAUAUGCAGAAAAGUCUAUACUAGAACAGCAAAUAAACUUUUUCAAUAUAGAGUCAGGAUAUUUCUUUUCCUAACAUAA